Ambispora leptoticha is the source of this 1002-nucleotide messenger RNA. The record is from the annotation of a GenBank genome assembly. NCBI's taxonomy places the organism in Eukaryota, Fungi, Glomeromycota, Glomeromycetes, Archaeosporales, Ambisporaceae.
AUGUCGGGUGAAGUUUACUUCCAUUACAGUUAUAUCACCAGAGCGAAUAAAUGGACCAAAAGCGAAGCGCAGUCAAAACUCAUAUCCCAUUUCUUUAAACCAAAUAGUUUUUUUGAUAGGGAUACAAAGAAUGAGUUUUUCAUUGGCAUUAAUCCAAACGAUGGUAAAAAAUAUUUGUUGAUUUCUGAGCGAGGUUUUAGAGAAAUCCGAACCGAUUUGGAAGCGCAUCUAUCAACAAAACUCUCUUUCUUUCCGGAGGCGCAAGAUAUUGUAUACACCGAUUUAGAAGCAUUCUACAUUGAAAAUGCGGUGGAUUAUGAUAAAAUCGAAAAAGAUAUAAAAAAAUUCAACAAAGAGGCAGUCACCAAAGCCAAACUCUUGAAUAAUCUUAAAGAACUAGCGAGGGCGCGACAAAUGUACGAAGAGAAAGUAUAUUAUUUCGUGGCGAUUGACGUGGAAAGUUAUGAAAAGGAUCAUUCAUGCCUUCUCGAGGUGGGAUGGAGUAUAUAUGAUUCGCGAAAAGAUAUUUUUAUGGAUCGUCAUUUUUGCGUGAAAGAAUAUCGUCACUUAAAGAAUGGACAAUAUCUGGCGGAUAUGAAAGAUCGUUUCAUGUUUGGAAAAACUGUUUGGGCAAGUUUGGCAGAGAUUUCAGAAGAAUUUCUGAGGGAUAUUACACCGGAUGAUGAAAGUGAUGAUAAGGUUACGGUGCUUGUUGGACAUGAUGUCAAUAUUGAUGUGAAGUACUUUGAAGGUAUGGGUAAGCAUAUGAAGAAUGCGCUUGAAAAUCUAGUGAAAUUUGAUACUGCUAUAAUGUAUGCCGCAAGAGAAGGAAAGGCACACGAUAGAGUUAGUCUGGGUAAUUUGGCAGAUGCAUUGAAUGUUGAGAAUUAUUGUUUGCAUAAUGCAGGAAACGAUGCACAUUUCACUUUAUUAUCAUUCAUAGAACUAUGCAAACUUCCAGUUCCACAAAUCAUUACGACCAAAGUAGUAGCAUCAUCGUAA